AUGCUGCAACCUCACCGCCGAACCACGACCCAUCUCUCUCUGGAGUUCUUCAUACCAUUCUCGAAGGCGAACACUGCUACCUUCGAUGUCACUGCUGCAACCUCCGACGAACCAUCUAUCGAAGGCAACCUCAGGUGGGUUAUGGAUAAUCCAAUAGAUACAUCAGAUAAGCCUUUCAUCGGCAUGCAAUUUGAUAGCGACAAUGAUGCAUUUGAGUUCUAUAACAGUUACGGAAGAAGAGUGGGUUUUAGUGUCAGAAGAGAAUAUGCAAAUAAGAGCAAGAAAGAUAAUACAAAGAUAACUUCGAUGAGAUUAGUUUGUAGUAAACAAGGUCUUCGGAAAAAAGACAAGCGUGUUGAUGAUGCAAUCUCGAGCGGAGACGAGAACUGA
This is a messenger RNA of Telopea speciosissima, 390 nucleotides long. Its product is annotated as protein FAR1-RELATED SEQUENCE 7-like. Lineage: Eukaryota; Viridiplantae; Streptophyta; Magnoliopsida; Proteales; Proteaceae. Bases 1 to 390 code for a protein of 129 amino acids. The transcript has 2 exons. The record is from RefSeq and is a predicted model, not a curated record.